CGCGUUAAUCAUACUCGUAUAACUGUGAAUGUAACACAUCGCGUUUGACAUAAUACGUUGUUCUAGAUAAAAAAAUAAAAUUGUUUAAAUUUGUACGUUGUACCACAAAAAUAUUAGUUGUCAAAACAUAAUUUCAAAUACAAAAUUUAUAAUAACUGGAACAAAUAUUUUGAAAAAAAAAUGAAUUCAAUAAUCGUUCCCGAGAGUUUACCGGACAUAUUAAAAAAAUAUGUGAAAGCCGCGAUCCGAUCUCAGCCUGAAGACAUUAUAAGUUGGUCUGCGGAGUAUUUCAAAAGUACAGAUGAUCAAUACGUUUCAUUGGGUACAAAAAAUAGUAUUAACACUAAGCAAAAAAUGGAUCGAACUCUAUUCAGAAUAUUAGCUUUUCAGUUAGGUACCACUAUAGGCACUAAAGAAAGAAUAGAAGAAGUGUGGUCGGACUUAUCGCUUGAUUUCAAUCUAUUAGAACAAAUUUAUACGAUUGGGAAUUUUCGUGGAGAACACGUGGACAUGGUUGAAUUUUUGGGUAUAACUUUUGGACAUUGGACAAAAUCACUAAAAGAAACCAUAUUAUUGUGUUGCGAAGCGUUCUGCAAGUGUUUAGCCACUGACGGUUAUUUCAUGCACGUGGACAUCGCUUGCAAGCUCUAUGAGUACCUCGCGAAAUUGGAUUGUUCGCUUCCGGACGACAAUUAUACAGACGGCGGCAAACCAGCGGCAGUCCAAACCAGUAAGUCUCUGGACGCGUCUCCUGCGCCGCCAGCCGAAGAUGACCAUUUAAAGCAAAGCGACGUUUGUGUGUCACUUGAAUCGAUUUUUUCCCGUCGUCUGACAGCAACAAGCACAGGCGGUAGACGAAAGACCGGAUACCACGUACCGGGUAUCGGACCGACCGCGACUGACGGUCAGGUGCAAAAGGUAUUCGAAUAUUUCAAAAAAUGCGCUGCUGACAACGGCGGUUACGUGUACGAUUUUGACAUCGAAAACGAACGUUGUCCCCAGUUGGACGCUAUUUAUAAUAAUUAAACAACCGCAAACUAAAUGUCGUAACAUUUAGUAGUUUCGUUACGUAACGUCAUUAUAUUUAGCGAGCAAUCCGCUAUCCGACCGUGUCAUCGACCCUAGUGCAGGUACAGAUUCAAAUAUAAACGCGGCCGCCGCGCCAGUGAGCACUUCUUCAGCACUUGCGCCGUAUCAAUACGCAACACGCGUCGUGUUAGUAUUCAAAAUAAACAAUUACCUCUUAAAUAUUGUAUACGAGUGUCAUAUAAGAUGUAAAAAUCUAAACAAACUAAAAAUUGACCAUAACGCUUCAACACUUAAAUUACAAAAAAUUAUUAGGUACCUACUCGUUCGUAAUACCUAGUGAUGCGUAUUAGCUUACACUGCAGCUUAUAGCCGACUAUAAUGUGUAAAUUGUAAACGAAAUAUAAUAUUAUAUUCAUAAAAGAUAUAAUUUGAAUGUUAACUAACGUCGAUUAACAACGAUUCAUUGAAGAAUAUUUCGUGAAAUUGUUGAUCCAAAACAUUUAAACCUUUUUUCACUCCCACCGUCACGGCGCAACAUUCGUAAAAUCGCAGUUAAUACAAAUAACAGUCAGAUAACUGAAAUAAUUGUGCUUAGCAGGACGGACCGUAUCGGUUAAAAAAAAGCUAAAAGAUAUUUUUGCACUAUAACGGUAGUAUGUCCCACUGGAUAUAACUUCAUAGUUAACGUUCAUAGAUAUAGCCACCAUUGCCCGUUGGACACCAAGGCCGAAUAACGAUAACAUAAUUACCGGCAUCAGAAGGCAAUACUAAAGUUCCGGGAAUGACGUCGAAAUUCAACUUUGGUAUCAGAAAAACUGCGUUUAUUGGACGACUACCGGAGUUCUCAAUUUUCUGCUGUGUAUUUUUUUAAAUAUUCCUGAAAAAAAUUAAGACCUAAAUAUUUUAGUUCCAUCAGACGUUGACAGUAGUAAUGGGCUUGCAUUGUACCUUAUGUCCUUUAUAAAGGUGUAACAAAUAGAGCAAUAAAAAUGCUUCCAUACAACUAUCGGUAGCAAAGACGCAAAGUGAAUCUAGUAAAUAUAUUGAGAAACCAACAAAUUUUAAAUAUCUUUCUUAAUAAUUAAGAAAAUACGAGAAUUUCUAUAACAUAAU
Molecule: messenger RNA, 2142 nt
Organism: Melanaphis sacchari
Lineage: Eukaryota; Metazoa; Arthropoda; Insecta; Hemiptera; Aphididae
Product: ropporin-1-like protein
Exons: 4
Coding region: 181-1026 (281 amino acids)
Source: RefSeq, a predicted model, not a curated record